AUGACUCCCUCACGAAUCAUCGAGCGUGCUGCUGAUGCCGUAUCUGAGGACGCCGAGCCGACCUCUACCAUCGCCCCUUACUACAACGACCUCCAUGGUGUGAAUCAGCCCAUGAACAUGGCCUUUAAGCGAGGCAUAUGGUGGAUGCUGGGAAUCGCAGCACUGCUCGUGCUGGGUAUUCGCAUCUCGCAGCUGCUCUGGGCGCAGCUGCGGCAAGUCGCCGCCAUGACCCAACCGCGGGAGAAGCAGGGUUACUGGAAGUACUCACAGCACGAGUGGAUGCCUUGGAUCAAGAAGUAUGUCCUGUAUGCGCCUCUGGGAAAGAAGCGCCACAACCGUGAGAUCCGCCUCUCCAUCGCCGGCCACAUGGGAACCCUGCCGUCGCGUUUCCACACCAUUGUGGUUGGAGUGUUCCUCACCGCGAACACGAUUUAUAUGUUCUGGGUGGAUUGGAACCAAGAAAACAAGUACGCCCUGUGUGCCGAGAUCCGUGGACGUUCUGGCACACUGUCCAUGGUCAACAUGGUCCCCUUGAUCAUCCUGGCCGGACGCAACAACCCGUUGAUAUGGCUACUUCACAUCAGCUUCGACACCUACAACCUGCUGCACCGCUGGAUGGGCCGCGUGGUUAUCAUCGAAGCUGUCAUUCAUACUAUUGCGUGGAGCAUCCCAGCAGUUGCCGACCUCGAGUGGUCGGGCGCCGCAGAGGCGUCCGUUACCAGCUGGUUCUACGGCUCAGGCUGGAUCGCAUCAAUUUCCAUGGUCAUGCUCUUGAUCGGCUCUCUGAGCCCGGUGCGCCAUGCUUUCUACGAGACGUUCCUCAACUCGCACAUCGCCUUGGCCUUCCUCAUCUUCGGCGGCACCCUCAUCCAUUGCGCCUCGGCUCAGGGUGGUCUGCCUCAACUGCCGUGGAUUAUUGCCAUCUUGUCCCUAUGGGGUCUUGAUCGCUUCGCUCGGUUCGCCCGCCUCGCCUACUGCAACUGGACACGUGCUGGUUUCACCACAGCCAGAUGCCAGGCGAUGCCCCAUGACGUUACUCGCGUGACUUUGACCCUGCCGCGCCACGUCGAUAUCAAGCCUGGCACCCACGCCUACCUGCGCUUUUGGGGCGUCAACCGCUGGGAAUGCCACCCCUUCUCCAUCGCCUGGGUCGACCACCAUGCCUCUCACGACUCUGGCCUCCCGGUGUCUGAGAAGGAGCCCCUGACAGGCAUCGACUGCUCCCGGACCAGGACAUCAGUUUCCUUCCUCAUCGCUGCCCAAACAGGCUUCACUCGGAAGCUGUACGACACCACCGUCGCCCACAGCAAGCGGUUUGGCUCACCGGCGGUCUUCAUGAAAGCCGCCAUGGAAGGCCCGUACGCAGGCCACCACUCCCUCGAUUCGUACGGCCACGCCGUUCUCUUUGCAGGGUCGACGGGCAUCACGCACCAAAUGUCCUACAUCAGGCAUCUCCUGAAGGGAUACAAUGAGGGCACCAUUGCCACUCGGCGCGUGACCUUGGUAUGGGUCAUUCGCGAGUACGACUCUUUGGAGUGGGUUCGUGAGUGGAUGACCGAAAUCCUGCGCAUCCCGCACCGCAGGGACAUUCUCCGCAUCAACGUCUUCAUCACCCGUCCGAACAACGCGAGGGACAUGUCGCCGCCUAGCGAGACGGUGAGGCUGUUCCCCGGACGGCCCAACAUCCCGCUGCUCCUGGCCAAGGAGAUGCAGGAGCAGGUGGGCGCCAUGUGCGUGACGGUCUGCGGGCCCGGCGCCCUGGCUGAUGAUGUGCGAAGUGCAGCGAUUGCGGUGCAGGGAGAGACGGUCUGUGACUUCUUUGAAGAGUCGUUCACGUGGUGA
This is a messenger RNA of Emericellopsis atlantica, 1842 nucleotides long. Its product is annotated as ferric reductase. The coding region runs from base 1 to 1842 and encodes 613 amino acids. Gene Ontology annotation, cellular component: plasma membrane. The record is from RefSeq and is a predicted model, not a curated record. Gene Ontology annotation, biological process: copper ion import; iron ion transport; intracellular iron ion homeostasis. The transcript has a single exon. Gene Ontology annotation, molecular function: ferric-chelate reductase activity. Lineage: Eukaryota; Fungi; Ascomycota; Sordariomycetes; Hypocreales; Bionectriaceae.